Molecule: messenger RNA, 663 nt
Organism: Cetraspora pellucida
Lineage: Eukaryota; Fungi; Glomeromycota; Glomeromycetes; Diversisporales; Gigasporaceae
Source: the annotation of a GenBank genome assembly
AUGGUUAGCUUGAGUGAUUUACGUGGAACCAAUUGUACCGAUGCUGAAUGGUAUGAAUAUUGUAAAAUGCCACAAGUUCGUAAUAAUGAAACGCCUAGUGAGUGGAUGAAUCGAAUUUGGCCUCGCUUACAGUAUUUCAGAAAGAAUGAUCUUUUACCUACUGAAAGCAAAAAAUAUCUUGAAGCUAGGAAAUUGGUACUAGGUACAUAUGCUCCUGAAAUCGGAUUAGCAAUUUGCUUCUCUUGUGACCAGUUAAUAUAUACUGGAGAACGGACUGCAAAUAUAGGUAAUUAUAAUCAUAUAGGAAUGGAGAGACAUUGGAAAUUUUCAUGUUCCGGUAAUAAAUACUGUGGUGUAAAUUACGAUGAAUAUUUGAAAAUCAAGCAAAAAUCCAAUUCUGCAUAUAGCGGAGCUAGUGUCUCGACACUUAAUUUUGAUGAUAUGUAUGCAUUACAUCGAUAUAAAUUGUGGAUGCAAAAUGCUAACAGAAAAAUUGAACGUGCUAGAGAAGUCAGUAAAAAGAUCCAGGCAUGUAUUACCAUACAAAGGAAGUGGUUAGAAAUCUUUUACAAACCCGAAGGCAUGACAGCCAAGCAGUUAGCUGAACAUUAUAAAUUAUUAUGGGCAGUUAGGGAAGAAAUGCGUCAAAUUAACAAUGUAUAG